Messenger RNA from Arabidopsis lyrata subsp. lyrata, 641 nucleotides. RefSeq lists its product as uncharacterized. The record is from RefSeq and is a predicted model, not a curated record. Lineage: Eukaryota; Viridiplantae; Streptophyta; Magnoliopsida; Brassicales; Brassicaceae. Bases 331 to 573 code for a protein of 80 amino acids. The transcript has 2 exons.
UAGGGUUUUGAACCUUAUGUCGACCACUAUUUAGGGUUUUCAACUGUAAAAGUGUAAUAAUUUGUUACGUUCAAUCGCCGGAUGAUUUGGUCUUAUCAUUCUGUAGAAUUUGGUAAGAAAAUCAAUCUAGUUUAUUUGAUUUUGGUAACAAAUCAAUAAAGUUUAAUGAUUUCUACCUUUACUCUGGUAAAGAUCUUGACUGUUGAGAAACAAAUGAUUUAUGACUAAAACGAGAGCAUUUCUCCAUUGUAUAAAAAUGGUUCCACGAAAAACCUGUACCACUAUCUUUAACAUCUUUGAGCAAUAUUAACCAUUUUUGUAAGUAAAACAAUGGUGAAGAUGUCAAUGAAGUUUGUUUUCGUUCUUUUCUUAGCUGUUACAUCAGUGAUGAAUAUUGGAACAGUUCAAAAUGUUGAAGGGAAACGUUUAUUACCUGAAGAAACUUCUCAAUUUGUGUUGGAUCAUGAAGCUUCACCAUCGUUUGUCAUACCACAAGGAAUCCACUGCGAGAAAAAGUGUCAUGUCCAAUGUUAUAUUCGCGAGAGGGCGUAUGGUUGUGUUUGUUUAUGCUAAAUUUCAGUUUUACGUUUAAUCGAAUAAAUCAAAUACGUUUUAUCGGUAAUAAAAAAUAAUUAUUUGAA